AUGACUUCUCUGGAAGCGUGUUUAUCCCUGGUUUCAACGAUCGGCAAUGGAUCCUUCAUCGCAAUUUUUGCACGCUUCAAGAAUCUUCGCAGUUUUCCGAACAUUCUCUUUGUUAACCUCGCGGCAGUUGACUUUCUCAACGCAGUCAUUAACAUCCCGCUGCAUGCUUUGACCAACGUCUGGGAACCCAGCUGGAUGAGAGGAAAAACUUUGGCUGUCACUAUCAGCUCAUUACACCUGGAAUUUUCUUUACUUAACAUGCUUUCCAUGUUUACACUUAUGCUGGACAGGUUCGGGGCACUAUACCUUGAUCUCAAGUACUAUACAUGGAAGACAACAAGGAAAGCUUAUGCAGCUGUGGUCCUCGUUUGGCUGAUCUGUACAGUACCCGUUGCUUUAUCGACGAUUCCUUUGCUGCAAAUGGAUAUGGAAGCUGACAAAACGUUGGCGGAGUCUCGAGGGAAAGUUUUCCAACACAGGAAAAAUGCUAUGGCAUCAACCAUGGCAUUCUUCAUGGCAGCCUCGACAGCCCUUGGCAUUUUAACUGGUAACACUAUUCAUCGAAAAAAGAAACAGGUAGGAAAUAAAUUAAUGUCUAUUUUUUGACCUCUAAAACAUAACCUAUUGACAGUGCUUCAGGGACGUUUUCUCUAAAAAUGUCAACUCUUUCUCAAAAAUGAUUUUAUGAAAAAAAGAAAAGAACGACAUAGCGUGUGAAACUAUAUGUCGGUUUCAGGUGUUAAAUGUUGGGGCUAAGAGAUUUCUCUUGCUUUGAGAAAACUAAAUUUUGCGAUUGCGUGAGACUACCUUAACUUCCUGGAGACCAAAGUUUUCGCGAUUUUAAGCAAGUUGCAUGCAACUGUUUUUCAGGUGGUUAUUAAAUUCGAGCACAAAAUACUUGAACAGUGGAAACAACAUCCAGUGUUUUGCCCCAUUUAAGAUAAUCAAAGACGGCCUAUUCAUGAUUCCGAGCUGAGGAUUCCGGAUCCGCUUCCAGUUAAUGGCGUCCGGAUCCCUUGUCAGUAGAACUUGGCUUCCAACCAUUAGCGAGAUUCCGGAUUCCUUACGCUGAAUUUCCAAUUUCAAAGCCCAGGAGUCAGGAUUCCACAAGACCCUCCUUUUGGAAAUGGAUAACUUUUAAUUUCGAAGGAAUCUCUCUUUCAAAUCCUUGGUGCAUCCAUAACUCAAUAGUACAAGCAGAGCCAAUUUACCAUUGAUUUUAUAACACAAGUGAGAGAAAAAUAACUUUGUUAACAGACUCAACAGGAUGUAGGGUAAUGGCGUGAGUUUUGUUCUGGGCGCACACUAGGGUGUGGAUUUAGUAGAGCCGAAAACAACUGUACUGAUGAAUGGUAGCAUGACCUUAGGGAGCAGGGAAAGCAGAUAGUAUAUGCCAAAUUGACCAAUCAGAGCGCACGCUUUACUUUUUUUAUGUUAUAAUGUAUUUUUUUUUCUUUUCUUUUCUAAUAGAGAACGCGGUUAAACUUGCCCCCGCCCCAAGCCAACAGUCGACUAAAGCAGGAUAUAAAAGCCACCAUGACUGUCUCCUUAGCUGUGGUAACAUACUUUAUCUGCUACGCACCGGCACUUGCUUUGGCAAUCUGGAAAAAGGAGUACGGCAUGCGUAAUGAUUGGGUCUCCUUUCUGGUUGGUUUCUGUACGUUUAUUUCCAGCGCUUCUAACCCUAUCAUCUACGUAUUGCGAAACAAGAGAUACCGCGACGCCAUCAGACAACUGGUAAAAGAUCCCUUUGGAAGCAGUCCGUUUCAAGAGAUGCCCGAAAAUAUUAAGCAAAAGGAGAAGAGCCAUCCAGGACCUGGAUUGAAGAAAAGGGAAGGCGGAGAACCGGGAAUAAGCCCAGGAUGUGGGGAAAAUCUGGAAAAUGAGGCUGGAGUCAUUGAAAAUGCUUCGUCCGGUAACAUGGUCCAAGAGGACAGAAUUGUGAAAAUUGCUUGGGAGUUAGACGAAGAGGAAAGCAGCUGCGAUCAAGCUCGUCAACAUGGGUUAGAGGUAGACGAAGCCGAUCAAGAAGACAGAUUACCCGCAGAAGAAGACUGUUAA
Messenger RNA from Porites evermanni, 2061 nucleotides. Lineage: Eukaryota; Metazoa; Cnidaria; Anthozoa; Scleractinia; Poritidae. The record is from the annotation of a GenBank genome assembly.